Messenger RNA from Hermetia illucens (black soldier fly), 5802 nucleotides. RefSeq lists its product as uncharacterized. NCBI's taxonomy places the organism in Eukaryota, Metazoa, Arthropoda, Insecta, Diptera, Stratiomyidae. The record is from RefSeq and is a predicted model, not a curated record. The coding region runs from base 1104 to 5084 and encodes 1326 amino acids. The transcript is spliced from 14 exons.
UCGCUACCAACGUAAAACCGAUCGCAGAUACUUUCGUAGCCAAACAUUUCACUACUCCGCAGAGUUAGACCCGCACGGCGCGCGCCAAUGCUGCUUUCGAACCUGCGUUUUGGAUUGGAGCAGCGCUGGUCGCAGAUGACGAGCGUAGCAGUCACUUUUCGUAAUUCAUCCAGGUGAGCUGCGUCUCUGGCGGUUGGCGGACCCAACUCGAACCUACAACAAUUACAGUUGAAGACAGCGCGAAAGUGUGCGCCCACGAUACUCGUGAUUCAGUGCUCGGGACUCCCAGCACCGCAGACGCCGGACAUCCCGGUCUGAGUACUUUUCUUGUGGCAGAAUUCGUGAAGUGUCCCUAAAGUGAAAGAAAUUGUGACGAAGGUGCUGCAUAAGAAAUUCUGGUUACGCAAUAUACGAGUGCACGCAGUGUUGUCGGUGGCGGGAUAGUGGCCCAGCCAAAAAAGGAAUGCUCGUGCUCGAAAAGUGCUAAGUGAUCGCUCGAGAAGGAAGUUACUGGAUUUGGCCUUGCGUAGUCGCCUAUCAAAUCGUGCUUGACGUGCAACCAGCCUUUUGGAUUACUCUCCAUCAUCCGCCAAAGGAUUACAAAACUAACCCCAAAGACCAUUGACGUGUUUCUCCUGCGCCGACCAUGGGACAAGAAAGAGGAUUCGAGUCAGCCGCAAUUUGAAGAUCACCUCCAUUAGUAAGCGAGCGGCACCGCGUCUGAAGCCUCCACAAACGCUGUAGAAGACACUACUCACUAAAUUGAUCCCGGAAAAAUGAUCUGAAUUUCACAUUGAAAAUGUCUCGCCGUGAUUUAUUGAGAUUCGAAGUGUAUCCAAAUCAUUAGUUUCCGCACGAGGUAUCUUACACUGUCGCGGAUUUGUUAUUGUUUCCGUUGUUUUCUGUCUGCUUCAACUGUUGCUUCCUUUGAAUUUUUGUAGAAAUUCCAGUGUUCUGUCCGUGUUUUUGCUUAUUCAAGCUUUGCAUCGUUUUGUUGCCUUUGUUUGUUGAAAGUGCAUUAAAUUUGUUUCGUUUGUUCUCAUUACUGAGUUCAGAAAAGUGCUGUCCAGGUGGAUAACGUGAUUUUUAUUCAGUCCUUCAAUAUGAUAGUGCGGUGGUUAUUUUUUGUUAGUUUCCUAUUUUUAACGCUAUUUCAAUUUUCCCGGGGCCAUGUAGCACUCACAUUUCCACCGGCGCGGAAAUAUGAUUUGGAUUUCUUAGAUAACUCGAGGACGAAACCUCCUUGCGGAAUGCCGAAAGGGGAUAUACGCACGUCGUUCCUGUCAGGAUCAAGCUUCAACGUUACUUGGCAUCUAGCAUAUCCACAUCGAGGUGGAUUUCGAUUACAAAUAUUGGACCCUCUGGAUAGGCCUGUGCUUGAUUUGACACCAUCUUUCAAUGGAUCCGAAUUUGUCCGGACGGACGUUACAGCUCAAUCCUAUGGAGUACAAAUUCCCAAUGAUUUCACCUGCCUUAAUUGCACACUACGACUUCUCCGUCAAGCAGAUGAAUGGUCCAAUGGAUACCGAUUUUGGUCAUGCUCGGAUAUCGAUAUCAAAGAAAGAAAAGCAUUCCGAGAAACCUGCUCCGGAAAUGGGAAACAUUUCUCUCGAUGCAAAUGCAACAAGAACUACUAUGGCAGUAGAUGUCAAUAUCAUGACGAAUGUACUGUGAACCAGGAUUGUGGAAUUCAAGGACAAUGCAUAGAUCUCAAGGGAACAGCUUUACCAAGGAAACAGUGCUUCUGUAACUUUGGAUUCUUUGGUCCUGGAUGCAAUAAGAGAACCCCAUAUAAAUCCAUGAAAUUCGACUUUUCCAUCUACUCUAAACGGGAGCUUUCGCCAGACUAUACUAUCUACUGGCGAAUUCUUGAAGAAUCAAAGGAAAUUGAAAUGGCAAUGAUCGUCAAUGGAACUUCAUGGGUGGGCCUUGGAUGGCGCCCGAGAAAUCUUACAGCAACAUGUAAAAAUUUCCCAGUAAUACAAGACUCACUGCAGAAAUCAGACGCUUCAUCACCCGAACCACUACCAAAGCCAGAACCAAAGUCCGAGCCGGAACCUAAAUCUGAACCUGAACCGAAAUCAGAGCCAGAGCCAAGUUCAGAGCCCGAACCAACCUCAGAACCUGAACCAAAAUCGGAAGCAGAGCCGAAAUCAGAGCCAGAACCAAAAUCGGAACCAGAGCCAGAACCAAGUUCUGAACCUGUACCUACAACAGAACCGGAGCCAGCUUCGGAGCCAAAGGCCGAGCGCUUCACAACAGGAGAGCCUUCUCCUGAAGCGGCUGGCAAGUCUCUUCAACCUUCGCUCAAAUCUAAACGUGUGGCAUCAGAGUUUCAAGCAACGAAAUCCCCCGAAAUUACGGUAGCAACCAGCGUUUCGUAUCGCGUUAGUGCCGUAGCAGGUCGAAGGCGACGUGACACACCGACUACAAGUAUCCCCACACCAGAACCGUCAAGUAAAGAACCAUCCGCAGAGCCCGAACCUUCCUCCGAACCGGAGCCUUUUUCCAAAUCCGAACCUUCCACCGAACCCAAACCAACUUCCGAACCGGAACCAAAAUCUGAGCCAGAACCUCAAUCCGAAUCCGAACCUAAAUCAGAACCUGAGCCCAAAUCAGAACCAGAACCCUCUUCCGAACCUGAGCCCUCUUCCGAGCCUGAACCCACUUCCGAACCUGAACCCUCUUCGGAACCUGAGCCCUCCUCCGAACCUGAACCAUCCUCAGAACCCGAACCCAAAUCACAGCCUGAACCUUCUGCACAGUCAGAACCUUCACCUGAACCUGAACCAAAAUCAGAACCAGAACCAUCAUCCGAGCCCGAACCGAAAAGUAAAAACGAGUCUGCAUCUAGACAAAUUACUAAACCUACAGGUACCCAACCAAAGAACUUAAAUCCCUAUACGCCAAGACACGACUUCAAUGCAAUGGAUUGUACAGACAUAAUUAUUGGAAGCGCCCGAGGUAAAACUAGCCGAAUAGGUGAUUUUUACACACGAGAUCGUUCUACUCCAAGAGUGGACGAAUUCUGGGGUGGCAAAUCGCAUCUCACAGCUGCUGCUGGCUUCGAAGAAAACGGGGUCACGACUAUAAUAUUCAGGAGGAAGCUACAAGCGGAUGAGCCAACGGAUCACAGUAUUAUCGACGAUCUCACUCAUGUUAUUUGGGCUAAAGGGCAAGAACCAGGUAAAUAUGUACACGUCCCUCUGUCAGGAUUAGAGAAGGAGAAAGCAACCAUAUUGGAAUUCUACCAGCCGGACGAGCUGAAAUAUCAUGGACAUAAGAUGCAACGGGGUAUAACGCAAAUUAACUUCCUUGCAAAAGAGGAAAAAGCACAUGAAGACGCAGCUUCCGGAAACUUACUUGACAACGAUUGUAUGGGACAUUGGAGACACCCACACGGUUGCUCAGUGGAGGAACACAAUUGCGAAUACUAUGCCCAUUGGCAAACCGUGGGGCGUGGCGAUGAGAUGAGGUGGUAUAUCGAAACUAAAAAUACGCAGACAUGGACUGGAGUUGGAUUCAGUGAAAACGAAAAAAUGUCGCAAACUGAUGCCAUCAUCGGAUGGGUUGACCAAAGAACGGGACGACCGUUUCUGAUGGAUACCUGGAUUAACGGUUAUUCGGGUUCGAAGUUGGAUGGUCGACAAGAUAUCUAUAAUACUUCAGGACAUAUUGAAAAAGGCGUAACAAUAUUGGAAUUCACAAGGAAAAGAAGAAGUAAUGAUGAUCAGGACUUGUCUUUCACCGAUGACCAUUGCCUGUACGUUUUCUUCCCUGUCAAGGGCGGUGACUUCAACCCCGUAAAUAAGAAAAUUCGAAAACAUGACCAAAUUCCAGUUGUAACAACAUCGCGCGUGUGCAUUAAGUCAUGUGGCUUAGCCGAAUUAACGUCGAUUGUUGGAGGCCCAACAACUCCUGCGCCAGACCGAAUUGCUUACAAUGUGGGCGUCAAGCUUACAAAUCUGGCGGAAUCUUUUGACGCACCUGAAGAAAAUACGGUCGACUUCAAAAAUCUUGCAGCAACCAUAUCCGACUCCUUCAAUGGUAUACUGAGCGAUGUACCUGGAUAUUACAAAGUUGAUGUUCAAAAAUUUGUGAAGGACGGAACAACAAUGAUUGCUAACAUGAACAUACUAUUGGAUAAAGCUGCAUUCGAAAAAAGUCAACAAGGAAAAGUUCAGAAGGCAUCAUUCGGUGAUGAUGUAUACGAGGACAGCGUAGUGAAAACGAUAAUUUCCAAAAGCCUAGCAAGUGGCAGAAUAGGAUCAUUGACUGUUGACCCUAUGUACCUGGAAUUCUAUAAUUUAGAUUAUAACGCAAUGAAUACCAAAGAGAAAUCAGCGGCGGAAUCAUUCUUCAAUUUAUCAGAAACCCGACUCUACAUAGUUUUAGGAUGUAUAAUUGCAUUAGUGUUAAUCGCUCUAAUUCAAGCAGCUUGUACUAUUUAUAAAACGACACGCAAGAGCAGAAACCAAAAGGAUCAACUCAUACCAAAUUCAGCAUGGAAAGACUACUCAGCCAACACAAACUAUGCUUUUGAGUCCUUCGGCGAAACAGAGGAGAAGUCCUCUAAAUCGCAAGGGCGUGACCGUGAUCGUGAUCGGGGUCGCAGUUCCAGUAGUCAACAAACAUUGCAAAUGUCACACUCUCCCACCAACAAGGCGGGACAAUACUAUGAGACCGGAGGUGCACGAUCUGGGCGCUACGAACAAAAUGGUGCCAAUUCGAACGGCGGAGCGGGGGACCACCACUACGGCUACCAUCGCUACCAAAAUGGACAUCAUAACGACCACCAUGCGGGAAUGCCUCGAUCAUCCUACGCUGACCGAUCGUAUUCCUUGCCGCGAACAGUUGUCCAGCAACAAACGGCCAUGCAACCACCCGGCUACUACACCCAGGAUCGCCGUAAUCGCCAGCCGAUGCGGGAUAGUCGCGAUCGCAGCCGCGACCGCGAACGCGAUGCACGCUCCAGUUCUCAAGGAACAGACACUCCGGAUUUCUACUUCAUGCCGUCACAACGAAAAUACUCAGGCGAAGUAGUGCGAGUCUACGUCGACUACAAUAAAGAGCCCAAGAAUUGAUCAAACCAUUUAUCAUAAAUUUUAUUGUUUUAAUUUAUGGAAAUAUAGUAGAAUGUCGGAAUUGGUUGCUUGCUAGAUCAGAACAAGGCAACGGUGCACCCUAACUCUUCUAAGGCCUGUAGAUUUCAGCAAAUGGACAUCCGAUUUUAAGGAUCAAAUGAUUGUUUGCCAAAAUCCGGCUAACCGCACGAAAAUUCUCAAGGACCCAAAUAUAUAUAUUGAAAUAUGAAAAAACACAGAUGACCCAGAUUAUCCGAAAUCAAAUCCAGAAGCCGUCGAUCAGCCCCUAGCAAGCAUCCAAGCCGCCUACAAUACUUCCUUGCUGCUAAACCAAUUCACAAAAGCAAUAACGAAUAUAGUCAUCACCUUAAUUAUUUUUAUUUUGUCGUCUUUUUUGUUGAACCACAAUUUCUUGUUCAUUUAUUUUCUUUAUUAUAUUGUAUUAUUUUUAAAUAUGCUCUGUAAUUACAAAUAACUUAAUUACUUGAAACGUAUGCAAUAGGGUAAUUUGCGCUCACAAACAAACGUACAUGAAAGACACUCGAUUACAUAUACAUAUAUUAUUACCUUCGUGAAGAUUGGAGAAUGUUUGAAAAUCUUUCAUCGAUUGAUUGUAUAAUGUGUAAGGCAGGAAAUUCUGUAAAUAUACCUUUAUAUACAAAAAAUGCUGUAGGUUAAGUAAAAAAAUAAAUAAAAACCGAACGAAGCCUAGCUAAAC